GUGUGUGCAGUGGAUACGCCGGAGCGCCGUGAUUCGUGGACUAAUUGCGGGGCGCUUGCGGGAAUACGAGGAGCUUCUCUGCGCACAAGAGGGAAUAAAUCUCAUUUUCCUGUCCGUCUCCACGCAGUCUUCGAUUUAGAGGGCAUUUAUUUGAUACUAAAAGUGAGAGAACGAUCUCAGGCAAAAUGUUACCGACGACAUUAGGAGGUUAGAGGUGUUGAGGUUUAUCCCAUCACUGAACAUGGAAUAAAUUCGCACGUCUUCUCUUGUUUUGACUUGGAAUAACGGGAGCGCAUCACGAUUAUCCGUCUCACAUUCAAGGGAGAAAUCAUUCCAUUCACAAGCAAUUGGAUGAGAGUCAUACUUGCCCUUGGCAACUAAAGAUGACGUUACUAUGGAAACGACUUGUGGCGCUAUCAAUCAUUGGCUGCCUCGCAGUCUCAUCAGCACAAGCAGAGGACACAAAAUUCUCUGGUCCAAGCUGGAAACGAGAACCAGAAGACCUGAUACUACCCAUCUAUUCCCAUGAACAAGAGGCUGUUUUAAGCUGUGAGGCGUCUGGAGUCCCUUCUCCUCAAUACAGAUGGUCUCUAAACGGGACGCUCAUUGAUCUCGGUGGUGACGAGAGGCGUCGCCUGUCUGGAGGUAACCUGAUCAUUACCGGCCUGGAUCGGGACCAAGACAGCGGGGUCUACCAGUGCACUGCCUUCAACACCCGGGGAACCAUUCUCAGCCAGAGAGCUACGCUACAGUUUGCAUAUCUGGAGAACUUCAAAACGCAGAUGAGAAGCGCUGUCAAUGUGAGGGAAGGCCAAGGUGUUGUUUUGUUAUGCGGCACACCUUUACAUUCUGGAGAGCUCACGUUCACCUGGGUCUUCAAUGAGUACCCUCACUUCGUCCAGCAAGACAGCCGGCGCUUUGUGUCUCAAGAGACGGGCAAUCUCUACAUAGCAAAAGUGGAACCGUCCGACGUCGGGAAUUACACUUGUGUGGUUAACAACACCAUUACCAAGGAGAGGGUGUUCAGUUCGCCGACACCUUUGGUUCUGAGAAACGAUGGAGCGAUGGGAGAGUACGAGCCUAAAAUAGAGCUUCAUUUCCCCGACACCAUUCCAGCUGCUAAAGGAUCCGCGCUGAAGCUCGAAUGCUUCGCCUUGGGAAAUCCCGUUCCUAGGAUCAGCUGGAGAAGAACCAGUGACGUUUCGUUCCCAAAUAAAGUCAAACUAAAGAAUUCCAAUGCAAUUCUGGAGAUUCCCAGUUUUCAACAAGAGGACACAGGAACGUAUGAGUGCAUUGCUGAAAACAGUCGUGGAAAAAAUGCUGCAAGAGGUCGAGUGUCUUUCCAUGCCACACCUCAUUGGCUGCAGACGAUGACAGACACAGCCAUGUCCAUUGAGGAGAAUCUUUUUUGGGAGUGCAAAGCCAAUGGAAAACCAAAGCCCUCUUACAGCUGGCUAAAGAAUGGAGAAACUCUCAUAUCUGAGGGCCGAGUGCAAAUAGAGAACGGCGCUCUCUCCAUCUCCUCACUAAACCUCUCAGAUGGCGGCAUGUAUCAGUGUGUGGCAGAAAACAAGCACGGCAUCAUUUACUCCAGCGCUGAACUGAUGGUGCUUGCCUCUGCUCCCAGUUUCUCCCAGAAUCCUUUGAGCCGAACUCUUAAGGCGCGCUCGGGUAGUGACGUUAGCCUAGAUUGCAGGCCACAUGCUUCGCCCAGAGCCAUUAGCUUGUGGAAAAGAGGGACCGAAAUACUGCAGAGAAAUGAAAGGACUUUCCUUUUCCCCAAUGGAACACUUAAGAUUACCAACAUAACCAAGCGGGAUGGAGGUAGUUACACGUGUGUUGCUAAAAACCAGUUUGGCACAGCUAGUACUACGGGGAAACUGAUCAUCACUGAGCCCACGAGGAUCAGCCAGAGCCCCAGCAGCACAGAGAUCACAGUGGGGGAGAGUGUGGUGCUGCCCUGCCAGGUGACUGCCGAUCCAGCCCUGGACGUGGCCUUCUCCUGGGCCUUCAACGGUCAGCCCAUUGAUUUCCAUCAGGACGCCGACCACUUCGAGCGAGUGGGAGGGAGCUUUUCUGGUGAUCUUAUGAUUAGAAACAUCCAGCUCAAUCACGGAGGGAAAUACGUUUGUCUUGUUGACACUGACGUCGAAAGCUUGUCUGCUGACGCAAUAUUGGUUGUUAAAGGUCCACCCAGUCCUCCAGAUCUGGUGGUGGUCGAGGAGGUCACAGACAGCACUGCCCAGCUGUCCUGGAGCCCCGGCCAGGACAACGGAAGUCCCAUUACUGGAUACGCCAUCCAGGGCAGGACUCCCUUUACUGUUGGCUGGCAAGCUGUUGACACAGUUCCUGAGGUGAUCAAUGGAAACACUCUGACUGCGACCGUAGUGGGUUUGAACGCCUGGGUGGAAUAUGAGUUCAGAGUGUUGGCCAGUAACAGUGUCGGGAUGGGAGAACCCAGUCCUCCAUCUACCAAGAUCCGAACUGAAGAUUCCAUGCCUGACGCUGCUCCCACUGAUGUCGGAGGCGGAGGAGGCACCAAAUCAGAAUUAGUGAUAACAUGGGAGCCUGUUCCAGAGGAGUUGCAGAACGGAGAGGGCUUUGGUUAUAUCAUUGCUUUCCGGCCAGUGGGAAUGGUGACUUGGACCCGUGUGGUGAUUUCAGCACCCAGCCUCACCCGCUAUGUUUUCCGCAAUGACACCAUCCCACCGUUCUCACCAUUCAACGUCAAAGUGGGAGCCUUCAACAACCGCGGGGAAGGACCUUUCAGCACUAUUGCAACUGUGUUCUCCGCAGAGGAAGUGCCGAGCAUAGCACCGGAGAAAGUGUCAGCAAAAAGCCUGUCGGCCGCAGACAUUGAGGUUACCUGGGAGCCCAUCGCAUCCAUUACUGAAAGAGUCCUCGGAUAUGAGGUGGUGUACUGGGAAGAUGACACCAAGCCGGAUACAGUGGGUAAAGUGCGGAUCACUGGAAACUACACAGCAGUGAAUGUCAGCGGCCUGCAGGGGAACACUCAAUAUUACCUAGCGGUGUGUGCAUUCAAUACUGCAGGAACCGGCCCACAGUCUGCACCAGUUAACAUUACAACCAAAAAACCACCACCUGGACAGCCUCCGCAGAAUGUAGAGUGGAAUCUGAUUGGCUCUCAGCUCAUCCUUCAGUGGGAUCCUGUCAUUGCUCUGGAAACGGAAUCUGAGGUCACUGGAUACAUAGUGCUGUACAGAAGACACCGGAAUAACGACAUGUACUCCAUCAUCACCAACAAAACCUCGGCUGAACUGACCCUCAACCCCAACGACAACUACGUCAUCCAGAUCAAGAGCCUCAGUGAAGGGGGUCUGGGGGAAGGAAGCGAACCCAUCCACAUCCACCAGCUCAGUAUGGGUGCUCGUGGAUCUCGAUCAGGAAGGCUGUGUUCACUGUCUCUUUCUCCACUCCUCAUCUGUGCUCUUUCCUCACUCAGUGCCUCCUGAUGUUCACCAGAAGAAGAAAAAAACAACAACAAAAACCACUCCUGCUCUGCUCUCAAACAAUGCUUAUGCUUCCCAUCUCAGUCUGAGCGGAUGCAAUUCUCCAGCUCUGGCAAACAGAGCUGCCGGAUAUUGAAAUGUCAAGGGAAUGUUGGAAUCCGUCAUUAGUAAACAUGGUCGAGUCCCACAAGAGAGUGAUUGAGGCUUUUGGGAAGAUCUGGAGAAAGAUCCUAUUUGCAUCAUUAAAUAAGAUAAAGUAAUUUAAAGGAAAACCACAUUUUAAAAAAUCUAUAUAUAAACAGUAAUGAAUUCUGGGUAUUUUCUAACCCUAUUGACAUUUCUCGCUACAGGAUAUCACUGUUAUGCUUAAGAAAAAAAUGAAUAAAUA
Molecule: messenger RNA, 3858 nt
Organism: Danio aesculapii
Lineage: Eukaryota; Metazoa; Chordata; Actinopteri; Cypriniformes; Danionidae
Gene: cntn3b
Product: contactin 3b
Biological process (GO): cell-cell adhesion; brain development
Molecular function (GO): cell-cell adhesion mediator activity
Source: RefSeq, a predicted model, not a curated record